Mollisia scopiformis is the source of this 1632-nucleotide messenger RNA. RefSeq lists its product as uncharacterized. Gene Ontology annotation, molecular function: zinc ion binding; DNA-binding transcription factor activity, RNA polymerase II-specific. Gene Ontology annotation, biological process: regulation of DNA-templated transcription. The transcript has 2 exons. The coding region runs from base 91 to 1632 and encodes 513 amino acids. Lineage: Eukaryota; Fungi; Ascomycota; Leotiomycetes; Helotiales; Mollisiaceae. The record is from RefSeq and is a predicted model, not a curated record.
CACGGGAAUUUGCUUAAGUCGCAGUUGAUUAUCCAAAACUACUGACUGAUCUGAUAUCCGAAUUCCUUUGUAAUCAAUUUCACCUCUGCGAUGGUCACAGUGCGUAGGUCCGCCCCGAAGUCGAGGCAUGGGUGCAAAACAUGCAAAGUUCGCCGAGUCAAAUGCGAUGAGAAUCAACCUCGUUGCAAUCGAUGCGUGACGACAGGUCGCUCAUGCGAUGGCUACACAUCAGAGAGCCCAACAAGCUCGCCAGCUAGUCAUAGCAUUGCAGUCAAUUCUAUGGCAACUAGCACUCAGCCUACAUCUCGCGCAUACGAUCUUCAAAAACGUCGUGCCUUCGAUUUCUUCCGUACGGAGACUGCACCUAAGAUCUCAGGGCACUUUGGGGCAACAACCUGGCAAUUGAUUCUUCAAACUUGCAGUAAUGAGCCUGUUGUCAGUCAAGCCGUGGUCGCAUUGGGGUCCUUACACGAACGUUUGAGUAUAGCUUCCAACGAAAAGGGUUCUCAAGCCAUUGCGACUCCUUUUCCGAUGCGUCAAUACUCUCAAGCUAUCAGUGACCUUCGCGAGUACUUGUCAACGAGUUGGAAUGCGGACAUCAACAUCAUCUUGAUUUGUGCUUUGGUUCACAUCUCAAUUGAAACCCUUCAAGUCAAAUAUUCGAAUGCCGUUCUCCACCUGGAACAUUCGCUGCAACUGAUCCAGGUUGUGAGUGGAAUAUCUACUCCAUCACCAUCGGAUGCGGUAGCUGGACCCUCCUUCAAACAAAACAUAGAGCCCGAACUCAUUGAUACUUUUCAAGGCCUCGACAUUCACGCUUCAUUAUUUCAAGGCAUGCGGCCACCAAUAUUGUCUGGCAUUUGCACCCAAGAUUCAGUUCCAGGGAGGCUCUCCAGUUUAAGAGAAGCACAUCUCGUUCUCAAUCGUAUCACCUCACGCCUCUACACCUUCAUUCGAUCUGUCGUAGAAGAAUACAAACAUCGAAAACUCCAAGUCAUCCCAAUCGAGGAGAUAGCGGAAGCUGCGAGCAUCGUAUCCGAGUUUGAGGCAUGGGACGAUCGAUUUCAAAGAUAUCUUCAUCGGACGACGUCAAAGUUCUCACGCGCUGAUCAAUCGGUGAUUGACAUUCUUUUGGUGAAUCACCGUUUAGCGUUCAUUGAAGCUUCAACAUGUGUCUACUCCGACGCUACUAUCUUUGACAAGUUUGAUGCACCAUUUGAUGAGAUUGUCACUUUAGCAUCAAACGUCAUUCGGGCUCGGAAGCCGACAAGUGUUCUAGACUUUCAAUUGGACAUAGGCAUCAUACAGCCGUUGUAUCGGACAGCACUUUGCUGCCGAGAACCUUGGACUCGACAGAAAGCGAUAUCUCUUUUGCGAUCGAUCACCUUUCAAGAAGGGGUCUGGAAUGCAGCAUCUCAAGCAGCUAUUGCCCAAGUUGCUAUUGACAGAGAGAAUUAUUUCAAAGAUGAAAAUAAUCCAAGCAGGAGAGUCUCGGAAUUUGGCCGAGUUCACACUGUUGGGAUUGAUGUGAUAGACUUUGUGAAGAAGACUGCGGAAGUGAUCCUUUCCCAGAAACUGAAUGGUCUGGAUGGGCCUUGGUAUGAGCAUGUGGAGUUCUGUACGUGGAAAUAA